AUGACGUCUAAAAAGUCAGAUAAACAAUUCAUGUUAUCCGAGAAUGAAUUCAAUCAAAUGGCAUAUGAUAAUACAGCAUUAAUGAAUACACAAUAUAUUGAUGAAAUAGAUAAUAAGAAUGAAAUUCAAUCCACGAAAUCUCAACCAACAAAAUCAAAUCAAGUUUUACAAAAUGCUGAUCCAGAUCGUUAUAGUUGUUGGAAUCGUUUUACACGAUGUAUUCGUGUCGCUUACGGACCAUUCAAUUCAAAUACUUAUUUAUUGACAAGCAGUAUGAACACUAUGUUUCUUCAAGCUCAAGUAACCAAUGGAACAGAUUCAUUAAGUACUGCUAGCUCACUCGAUGUUUUAUGGUCGGUAAUACAAGGUCCUAUUAUGAAUAAUUGGUACAGUAGUACAUGGUAUAAUUCGCAACCAUUUGUAACGGCAGAUAACUUAACCCUAUUAUAUCAAAAUCGUCUGAUUGGUGUGCCACGUUUGAGACAGCUACGUAUGUCGUCGAAUUCAUGUAUGAUUCCAGUUUAUUUUACUGAUGAUAUCAAAGAAUGUUAUGGACAAUAUCAAGAAGCGAAUGAAGAUAAAAAACCAUUUGGUUUGAAAACUGGUACAGCUUGGACCUAUACAUCAUCUGAUAAAUUAGGUAUGUAUUCAUAUUGGGGUUCGGUCAGUUCUUAUGGCGGUGGAGGAUAUUAUCAAGAUUUAUCACGUGAUCAAACUGAAGCAGCUAGUCAACUUGAUAAGUUAUUUCAAAAUUUAUGGUUAGAUAGAGGAACUCGAGUUUUAUUCAUACAUUUUACAACGUAUAAUGCAAAUAUGAAUUUAUUUUCUAUAGUUGAGAUUGUCAUUGAAGUUCCUGCAUCAGGAAGUCUCAUCCUCAAUAGUGAUUUUAGAUCAGUUAAACUGUUACGUUAUGUAACUCCAUUUGAUUAUUUUGUAUUAGCAUGUGAAUGUGCAUUCUUAAUAUUUAUCGCCUAUUAUAUAGUCGAAGAAAUUAUGGAAAUAAAGAAACAAGGAUGGAUUUAUUUUGUAUCUGUAUGGAAUUCAUUAGAUAUUAUUAUUAUUAUCAUUAGUAUUGUAUGUGCUGCAUUCAAUAUUUAUCGUACAAUUAUUGUUAUUAAUUUAUUAGAAGAUAUAUUAAAAAAUCCAAAUGAAUUUGCUAAUUUUCAAAUGUUAAGUAUAUGGCAAGUGAAUUUUAAUUUUGCUAUCUCUAUUACUGUAUUCUUAGCAUGGGUUAAGUUGUUUAAAUACAUCAGUUUCAAUAAAACAAUGACCCAAUUAAGUUCAACACUUGGUAGUUGUGCAAAAGAUCUAGCUGGUUUCGCUAUAAUGUUCUUUAUUGUGUUCUUUUCAUUUGCACAACUUGGUUAUUUAGCAUUUGGUACACAAGCAAAAGAUUUCAGUUCAUUUAUUACAGUUGUUUAUACCCUAUUUCGUAUUAUAUUGGGUGAUUUUGAUUUUAAUGCAUUGGAAACAGCAAAUAGAGUAUUUGGUCCAAUUUAUUUUAUUGUUUAUGUAUUCUUUGUGUUUUUUGUACUUAUUAAUAUGUUUAUUGCAAUUAUUAAUGAAACUUAUUCAUCAGUUAAAUCAGAUUUAGAAAAACAACCAAAUGAAUUUGAAAUGAAAGAUUUUCUUAAAGAUAGAAUGAGAAAUAUGUUAGAGAAAUUAAAAAUUAAAAAGAAACGAAUUGAAAAUAUUCAAAAUGCAAUAGAAUUAGCUGAUUUUAAUAAAGAUGGUAAAUUAGAAUAUAAAGAAAUGUGGAAACAUUUGAAAGCCAAAGGUUUUACUGAUGAAGAAAUAAAAAUGGUCUUUGAGAAUUUUGAUGAAAAUAAAGAUAACAUACUAUCGCAUACAGAACAAUUGAAAUUAAAAGCUUCACUACAAGAACAAAAGAUUGCUUUAGUUAGUGAAUUAGCUAAAGAAGAACGUUUAGAUUUAAAUUCAACACAACCUGGUACAAGUCAAACCAAAAUAGUUCCAACUACAAAAUAUCAAAUUGAAAUAAAACAAUCUGAAUUCAUGCAAUUAUAUAAACGUGUUAAUCGUAUUGAAAAUGGUAUGGGACAAGUGAUUGGACAUAUUGAAGAUGUAUUAAAAUCUUUAGCAACAUUAGAAAAAAUCAAAGUUAUAAGACGUGAAACAAUGACACAAUUUUUACAGACUAUUAUCUCAACAAGUCCACAAGACAGAGGUGAUCGGUUGGAUGAUAUCAUUCAGGCUGGUUUAGACAAUAUGACUAGUACGGUUGAUCUACAAAAUGAAUGA
Molecule: messenger RNA, 2262 nt
Organism: Schistosoma rodhaini
Lineage: Eukaryota; Metazoa; Platyhelminthes; Trematoda; Strigeidida; Schistosomatidae
Source: the annotation of a GenBank genome assembly